AUGGCACGGCAGGUGCGGUCCUGCCUGGGCCUGCCGGGGCUCCUGCAGCCCGGUCGGGCCUGGGGUCUGCGUCUUCCCACCCGCCCCUCGGUGUCCAGCGUGGGAGCUGAGUCCCGGGGCCGGCAGGGUGAGCUCCGGGCCUGUGAGGGGGCCGCCCAUCCCUCUGGUGGGGCUCCAGGCAGGCCUGAGGAGGAGGAGGCCAGGGCCUGGCAGCGGAGGAGGGCUGUGGAGGGGAGGGACCCGGGAGGGCAGCUGCAGGGAGCACCGGCUGGGACCUUCGCUCCUGGGCAAGCUGGGAGGACUUCUGAGCUGGUGUCUGGCCGGCAGCUGCAGUCUGAGGACCCAGAUGCAGAAACGGAAGAGGACCCCUCUGUGACCGAAGGGCCGGUGGACGAGAUCGUCCGGCCGAGGCCGCAGGGGUCCUCGCCGGUCUACGAAUGCACUGCUGAGGGUGCCGGCUUUGGACUCCCGGGGGAGGACACACGGAGAAGGCGGGCUUCCUCGGGCUCGGGGGGUCGGAGGUCCUGGUGGAAGCGAGAUUCGGGAGACGCUCGAACGUUUUCCAGGAUGAGUCGUCGGCAGUCCGUGCAGGAGGCGACAGAGGUGACGCUGAGGACAGAGGUGGAGGCCGGAGCCAGCGGCUACAGCGUCACAGGGGGCGGAGACCAAGGGAUUUUCAUCAAGCAGGUGCUGAAGGACUCCUCCGCCGCCAAGCUCUUCAGCCUAAGAGAAGGUGAUCAGCUGCUCAGUGCAACCAUAUUCUUUGACAACAUUAAAUAUGAAGACGCUCUCAAAAUUCUUCAGUACUCAGAGCCUUACAAGGUUCAAUUCCAAGUCAGACGGAAACGUCCUGCCGCAGGGGAUGAGGAAGGGGUCUCCAGUGGCGCUCAGCCCGGCCGCAAGGACAGUGAGACGCAGGACAAAGAUGUCGCCAAUGGGUGCACAGAGACCCCCACGAAAACUGUGGAAGGAAGUGGAGACAAGGAGAGACUGAUCUCCAAGCCCAGGGAGGGCAGGGGCAGGCCGUCCCAAAACGAGAGGCUCUCCUGGCCCAAAUUCCAGUCAAUAAAGACCAAGCCCAGGUCAGGGCCGCGGAGGUCACACAGCUCUUCAGAGGCCCGUGAGCGAGGACACCCACCUGACAUGUCCCCCACGAGCACAGACACAGAGGCCCAGCUCCCAACAGAGGAGCAGGAGCAGAAGGCAGGACCGGACGGCCAGCGGAGGAGAAGAUUCCUGAACCUGCGAUUCAGAGUGGGCUCAGGGAAGGGUCCAACACCGGGGGCGAGGCCGAGCACAGAGGUCCAGUCCGGGGUCCUAGAGGAGGCAGCAUCCUGGGAUGACAGCCAAGAGGGCGCCAAGGCCAGCACAGACAGGACGGUGGAGGGACCAGAGGGGACAUCAGCUCUCACUGCCCAGCAACCCGUGGAGCCGGGCCGCCCCAGCGAGGGAGCCUUGGGGGACGGGGCCAGCGUGGCACCCAGGCGCCGAAGAAAGACAAAGGAAGCGAAGGACCAGGUCGACUCUGUGUCAGAUGGGAAACCCGGAAAGGACUCAGGCCCAAAGCCAGGUGGAGAUGGCCACAGAGAAGCGGUCCAGGGCACAGAAACUGGGAUUGCCACAUCGGCUCUGCAAGGCAAAGUGGACACACAGGGCCGCCAACUGGAGUUCCAAAUCCAAAUAGCCGAUGUCAAAACGCCCAACUUUGAAUUCUGCAAAGAAACAAUGCCAGACGGAGAAGCGGGCACAGCAGCACGACUGCAGGGACCCAGACACGGAGGUCCUACAGCAGAGGCCACGGGCAUCAAAGAGCAGCCGGACCACGGACCAGGGCCACAGUUGGCCGGAAAGCCUGCAGGGCCCCUGACAGAACGGGAGGAAGGAGGAGCAGAGGGAGCUGAGGCAGGGCACGGAGAGGCACACGCCGAAGACGGGGACACACACGCACAGGGCAGACAGGAGAGGAAAACUAGGUUCAAAUUCAAAACACCCUCAUUCGGGUGGUCUCCAGGAAAGGACAUAAAAUCAGGCCAGGAACAAGACAGAGAAAUGGAGAGCACGCUCACCAUUCUGACCGCACAGACAGUGGCCAGAGUCAAACAGUCAGAACGCGAGAAAACAAAAUUAGACACACCUGAGCGAGACUCAGGAGCCACAGAGGGAGAAACAGAGGGUGUUCGGACAACUCAAGCCGAUUUUACUCUGGGAGACAGGGAGGUGGCCGCCAGAGACAGCAAGUUCAAAAUGCCCAAGUUCAAGAUGCCAUCCUUCGGUGCCUCCGUGCCAAGCAAGUCCUUGGAGGCCACGGUGGACGUGUCCCUGCCCAAGAUCCAGGCGGAAGUGUCCCUGCCUUCCAUGGAAGCUGAGGUCAAGAGCAAUGAUGUGACUGUUGAGCUGCCAUCUGCUGACCUAGAACUCAAGACAUCCACGGUGGGGGAGAAGGUUCCAAAAGGCCCAAUACCUGAAGGGGAGCUCCAGGAACCCUCAGCAGGAGCCGGGGUCAAAGGGCACCUGCCCAAGGUGCACAUACCCAGCAUGAAGAUGCCCAAAGUGGACUUUAAGGCGCCCCAGGUGGACAUCAAGGGGCCCAAGGUGGACCUGAAGGGCACCAAAGGGGAGGUGAGGGCUCCCGACGUGGAUGUGACCCUGCCCAGUGUGGAGAGGGACCUUCAGGCAACAGAUGCCAAGCUGGAGGGUGACGUUACCCUGGGAGACAAGGAGGUGACCAGCAGAGACAGCAAGUUCAAAAUGCCCAAGUUCAAGAUGCCAUCCUUUGGCACCUCAGCCCCAAGCAAAGAUUUGGGAACAUCCGUGGACGUGGACGUGGACGUGCCCGUGUCCAAGGAUGGCACAGAGGCCAAACUGCCCUACCUGAGAGGGGAGAUCCGAGCCCCAGAGGGCGCCAUGCAGCUGCCUACUGCUGAUAUCGACCCUCGUGGGGCAGAAGUGGAUAUGUCCCUCCCCAAAGGACACGUGUCUGUGUCUGGGCUGAAGAGUAAAGCAGAAGGGCCCAGGAUCAAGGGCCAGCUGCCUGAGGUACAGAUGCCCAGCAUGAAGAUGCCCAAGGUCGACAUCAAGGUGCCCCAGACGGACAUCAAGGGGACCAAGGUGGAAAUCAAGGAACCCAAAGGGGAGGUAAGCAGGCCCGACGUGGAUGUGACCCUGCCCAGCGCAGACGUGGACGUCCAGGCACCCACCGCCAAGUUGGAGGGUGACAUUACCCUGGGAGACAAGGAGGUAACCACUAGAGACAGCAAGUUCAAAAUGCCCAAGUUCAAGAUGCCAUCUUUCGGUGCCUCAGUGCCAAGCAAGUCCUUGGAGGCCGCGGUGGACGUGUCCCGGCCCAAGAUUCAGGCGGAAGUGUCCCUGCCCUCCAGGGAAGCUGAGGUCAAGUCCAGUGAUGUGACCGUUGAGCUGCCAUCUGCCGACCUAGAGGUCAAGACUGCCAUGGUGGGCAUGAAGCUUCCAGAAGGCCAAAUACCUGAAGGGGAGCUCCAGGAACGCUCGGCAGGAGCCGGAGUCAAAGGGCACCUGCCCAAGGUGCAAAUGCCAGGCAUGAAGAUGCCCAAAGUGGACUUUAAGGCACCCCAGGUGGACAUCAAGGCACCCAAGUUGGACAUCAAAGGACCGAAGGUGGACCUGAAGGGCCCCAAAGGGGAGGUGAGCGCCCCUGACGUGGAUGUGACCCUGCCCAGUGUGCAGAUGGACGUCCAUGCACCCACCGCCAAGUUAGAGGGUGACGUUACCCUGGGAGAAAAGGAGGUGACCACUAGAGACGGCAAGUUCAAAAUGCCCAAGUUCAAGAGGCCAUCUUUCGGUGCAUCAGCACCAAGCAAGUCCUUGGAGGCCGCGGUGGACGUUUCCGUGCCCAAGACCCAGGCGGAAGUGUCCCUGCCUCCCAUGGAAACUGAGGUCAAGACCAGUGAUGUGACCGUUGAGCUGCCAGCUGCUGACCUAGAACUCAAGUCUUCCACGGUAGAUCAUAAGCUCCCUGAUGUCCAGGUGCCCGAGGGAGAGUUCCAGGAGCCCUCAACAGGAGCCGGGUUCAAAGGGCACCUGCCCAAGGUGCACAUGCCCAGCAUCAAGAUGCCCAAAGUGGACAUCAAAGCCCCCCAGUUGGACAUCAAGGGGCCCAAGGUGGACAUCACGGGACCCAAAGGGGAGGUGAGCGCCCCUGAUGUGGAUGUGACCCUGCCCAGUGUGGAGAUGGAUGUCCAGGCACCCACCGCCAAGUUGGAGGGUGAUGUUACCCUGGGAGACAAGGAGGUUAACGCUAGAGACAGCAAGUUCAAAAUGCCCAAGUUCAAGAUGCCAUCCUUCGGUGCCUCAGCCCCAAGCAAGUCCUUGGAGGCCGCGGUGGACAUUUCCGUGCCCAAGAUCCAGGCGGAAGUGUCCCUGCCUUCCAUGGAAGCUGAGGUCAAGACCAGUGAUGUGACUGUUGAGCUGCCAUCUGCCGACCUAGAGGUCAAGACUGCCAUGGUGGGCAUGAAGCUUCCAGAAGGACAAAUACCUGAAGGGGAGCUCCAGGAACCCUCGGCAGGAGCCGGAGUCAAAGGGCAAUUGCUCAAGGUGCAAAUGCCAGGCAUGAAGAUGCCCAAAGUGGACUUUAAGGCGCCCCAGGUGGACAUCAAGGCACCCAAGUUGGACAUCAAAGGACCCAAGGUGGACCUGAAGGGCCCCAAAGGGGAGGUGACCGCCCCUGACAUGGAAGUGACCCUACCCAGUGUGCAGAUGGACGUCCAGACACCCACCACCAAGUUGGAGGGUGACGUUAACCUGGGAGACAAGGAGGUGACCGCUAGAGACAGCAAGUUCAAAAUGCCCAAGUUCAAGAUGCCGUCCUUCGGUGCCAAAGCGCCAAGUAAGUCCUUGGAGGCCGCGGUGGACAUUUCCGUGCCUAAGAUCCAGGCGGAAGUGUCCCUGCCUUCCAUAGAAGCUGAGGUCAAGACCAGUGAUGUGACCGUUGAGCUGCCAUCUGCUGACCUAGAACUCAAGACUUCCACGGUGGGUCAGAAGCUCCCUGAUGUUCAGGUGCCCGAGGGAGAGUUCCAGGAGCCCUCAGCAGGAGCCGGGUUCAAAGGGCACCUGCCCAAAGUGCACAUGCCCAGCAUCAAGAUGCCCAAAGUGGACAUGAAAGGCCCCCAGGUGGACAUCAAGGGGCCCAAGGUGGACCUGAAGGGCCCAAAAGUGGAGGUGAGCGUACCCGACAUGGAUGUGACCCUGCCCAGUGCAGACGUGGACGUCCAGGCACCCACCGCCAAGUUGGAGGGUGACGUUACCCUGGGAGACAAGGAGGUGACCACUAGAGACAGCAAGUUCAAAAUGCCCAAGUUCAAGAUGCCAUCUUUCGGUGCCUCAGCACCAAGCAAGUCCUUGGAGGCCGCGGUGGACGUGUCCCGGCCCAAGAUUCAGGCGGAAGUGUCCCUGCCCUCCAUGGAAGCUGAGGUCAAGACCAGUGAUGUGACCGUUGAGCUGCCAUCUGCCGACCUAGAGGUCAAGACUGCCGUGGUGGGCAUGAAGCUUCCAGAAGGCCAAAUUCCUGAAGGGGAGCUCCAGGAACCCUCGACAGGAGCCGGGUUCAAAGGGCACCUGCCCAAGGUGCACAUGCCCAGCAUCAAGAUGCCCAAAGUGGACAUCAAAGCCUCCCAGGUGGACAUCAAGGGGCCCAAGGUGGACAUCAAGGGACCCAAAAGGGAGGUGAGCACCCCUGACGUGGAUGUGACCCUGCCCAGUGUGGACAUGGAUAUCCAGGCAACCACCACCAAAUUGGAGGGUGACGUUACCCUGGGAGACAAGGAGGUGACCGCUAGAGACAGCAAGUUCAAAAUGCCCAAGCUCAAGAUGCCAUCUUUCGGUGCCUCAACACCAAGCAAGUCCUUGGAGGACGCGGCGGACGUGUCCCUGCCCAAGAUCCAGGCGGAAGUGUCCCUGCCCUCCAUGGAAGCUGAGGUCAAGUCCAGUGAUGUGACCGUUGAGCUGCCAUCUGCCGACCUAGAGGUCAAGACUGCCAUGGUGGGCGUGAAGCUUCCAGAAGGCCAAAUACCUGAAGGGGAGCUCCAGGAACCAACUGCAGGAGCCGGAGUCAAAGGGCACCUGCCCAAGGUGCACAUGCCCAGCAUCAAGAUGCCCAAAGUGGACUUUAAGGCACCCCAGGUGGACAUCAAGGGGCCCAAGGUAGACCUGAAGGGCCCAAAAGGGGAGGUGAGUGCGCCCGACGUGGAUGUGACCCUGCCCAGCGCAGAGGUGGACGUCCAGGCACCAACCGCCAAGUUGGAGGGUGACGUUACCCUGGGAGACAAGGAGGUGACCGCUAGAGACAGCAAGUUCAAAAUGCCCAAGUUCAAGAUGCCGUCCUUCGGUACCUCAGCCCCAAGCAAGUCCUUGGAAGCCGCGAUGGAUGUUUCCGUGCCUAAGAUCCAGGCAGAAGUGUCCCUGCCUUCCAUGGAAGCUGAGGUCAAGACCAGUGAUGUUACCGUUGAGCUGCCAGCUGCUGACCUAGAACUCAAGACUUCCACGGUGGGUCAGAAGCUCCCUGAUGUUCAGGUGCCCGAGGGAGAGUUCCAGGAGCCCUCAGCAGGAGCCGGGUUCAAAGGGCACCUGCCCAAGGUGCACAUGCCCAGCAUCAAGAUGCCCAAAGUGGACAUGAAAGGCCCCCAGGUGGACAUCAAGGGGCCCAAGGUGGACAUCAAGGGACCCAAAGGGGAGGUGAGCGCCCCUGACGUGGAUGUGACCCUGCCUAGUGUGGAGAUGGAUGUCCAGGCACCGACCGCCAAGUUGGAGGGUGAGGUUACCCUGGAAGACAAGGAGGUGACAGCUAGAGACAGCAAGUUCAAAAUGCCCAAGUUCAAGAUGCCAUCCUUCGGUGCCUCGGCACCAAGCAAGUCCUUGGAGGCCGCGGUGGAUGUGUCCCUGCCCAAGAUCCAGGCAGAAGUGUCCCUGCCCUCCAUGGAUGCUGAGGUCAAGUCCAGUGAUGUGACCGUUGAGCUGCCAUCUGCCGACCUAGAGGUCAAGACUGCCAUGGUGGGCAUGAAGCUUCCAGAAGGCCAAAUACCUGAGGGGGAGCUCCAAGAACCCACUGCAGGAGCCGGAGUCAAAGGGCACCUGCCCAAGGUGCACAUACCCAGCAUGAAGAUGCCCAAAGUGGACUUUAAGGCACCCCAGGUGGAUAUCAAGGGGCCCAAGGUGGACAUGAAGGCCCCCCAAGUGGACAUCAAGGGGCCCAAGGUGGACCUGAAGGGCCCAAAAGUGGAGGUGAGCGUGCCCGACGUGGAUGUGACCCUGCCCAGUGCAGACGUGGACGUCCAGGCACCCACCGCCAAGUUGGAGGGUGACGUUACCCUGGGAGACAAGGAGGUGACCGCUAGAGACAGCAAGUUCAAAAUGCCCAAGUUCAAGAUGCCGUCCUUUGGUGCCUCAGCGCCAAGCAAGUCCUUGGAGGCCGCGGUGGAUGUUUCCGUGCCUAAGAUCCAGGCGGAAGUUUCCCUGCCUCCCAUGGAAGCUGAGGUCAAGUCCAGUGAUGUGACCGUUGAGCUGCCAUCUGCCGACCUAGAGGUCAAGACUGCCAUGGUGGGCAUGAAGCUUCCAGAAGGCCAAAUACCUGAAGGGGAGCUCCAGGAACCCACCGCAGGAGCCGGAGUCAAAGGGCACCUGCCCAAGGUGCACAUACCCAGCAUGAAGAUGCCCAAAGUGGACUUUAAGGCACCCCAGGUGGACAUCAAGGGGCCCAAGGUGGACAUGAAGGCCCCCCAGGUGGACAUCAAGGGGCCCAAGGUGGACCUGAAGGGCCCAAAAGUGGAGGUGAGCGUGCCCGACGUGGAUGUGACCCUGCCCAUUGCAGACGUAGACGUCCAGGCAUCCACCGCCAAGUUGGAGGGUGACGUUACCCUGGGAGACAAGGAGGUGACCGCUAGAGACAGCAAGUUCAAAAUGCCCAAGUUCAAGAUGCCGUCCUUUGGUGCCUCAGCGCCAAGCAAGUCCUUGGAGGCCGCGGUGGACGUUUCCGUGCCUAAGAUCCAGGCGGAAGUGUCCCUGCCUUCCAUGGAAGCUGAGGUCAAGACCAGUGAUGUGACCGUUGAGCUGCCAGCUGCUGACCUAGAACUCAAGACUUCCACGGUGGGCCAGAAGCUCCCUGAUGUUCAGGUGCCCGAGGGAGAGUUCCAGGAGCCCUCAGCAGGAGCCGGGUUCAAAGGGCACCUGCCCAAGGUGCACAUGCCCAGCAUCAAGAUGCCCAAAGUGGACAUCAAAGCCCCCCAGGUGGACAUCAAGGGGCCCAAGGUGGACAUCAAGGGACCCAAAGUGGAGGUGAGCGCCCCUGACGUGGAUGUGACCCUGCCCAGUGUGGAGAUGGAUGUCCAGGCACCCACCGCCAAGUUGGAGGGUGACGUUACCCUGGGAGACAAGGAGGUGACCGCUAGAGACAGCAAGUUCAAAAUGCCCAAGUUCAAGAUGCCGUCCUUCGGUGCCUCAGAGCCAAGCAAGUCCUUGGAGGCCGCGGUGGACGUGUCCCUGCCCAAGAUCCAGGCGGAAAUGUCCCUGCCCUCCAUGGGUGCUGAGGUCAAGUCCAGUGAUGUGACCGUUGAGCUGCCAUCUGCCGACCUAGAACUCAAGGCUGCCAUGGUAGCCGAGGAGGUCCCGGAGAUCGAAAUGCCCGAGGGGGAGCCUCAGGAACCCUCAGCAGGAGCCGGACUCAAAGGGCACGUGCCCAAGGUGCACAUGCCCAGCGUGAAGAUGCCCAAAGUGGACUUUAAGGCACCCCAGGUGGACAUCAAGGGCCCCAAGGUGGACGUGAAGACCGCCGAAGGGGAGUUGAGUGCCCCCGACAUGGAUGUGACCCUGCCCAGCGUGGAGUUGGACGCCCAGUCACCCAGGACUAAGUCAGAUGUGGAUAUGUCCUCUCGGAACCUGGAAUUGUUUUCUAAAGGAAGCAAGUUGAAGUUUCCUAAAAUCAACAUUUCUUCUUCUGGUCACCCCAGUAGUAAGUCCUCUCUGGUCUCUCCACCUGUUGAGGGAAUUGCCAAAGAUGUUGACCUCAGUCCUUCUUCUGGCCCCAUGGAUCCCGUCGUACGUGCUCGUGAUGAGGAUGCCGUCCCAGUCAAAGGUGACGUAGGUCUCUCAAUUGGGAAAGAUGGAGGUCGAAGCAAAAGCAAAAAAUCCCAUUUUAAACUCCCCAAAGUCUUUUCUCCACCUGGGAAAACCCCUAAAGUGUUCUUAGCUUUUGGAGGAGAUGUUGCCAUGCGUUCGCCUCCGAGCGAGUCUGGGCAUGGCGGGUCCCCGGGGCUGUCCAGUACUUCUGAAACUUCCCUGCCGGAGUCCCGGCCCGGCUGGCUCAGUGGUCCCCGUGGGGAUUCCUCUAGCCUCAUUCCGGGUGAGGACGUCACACUUACAAAGUACCAGGUGACCAUCCCCCGUGACCCCGCCUCCCCCGAGCUGCCCUGUGUAGGCCUGUCUGGGUCCCAGGCGGAGUCUCAGUUGCCCAGCGUGGCCGGUGCCGUGGACUCCCCAUCCAGCGAGAAUAUUCUGCUGUCCCAGCCUGACGGCCACAGUGGCCCAGUGCACACCGUAUUUCCUGAAUCUUAUGGCCGCGUGACUUUUCCUAAAUUUCAUCGGCCAAAGUUCCAACUGUCAUCCCCCCAGUCAGCAGCUGGCAUGGCGGAGCCCGGAGCUGCAGAGGGUGUCCCCGCCCUGUCCCCUCCCCUCCCUGAGUGGGGACCGCACUCCUCGGCCAGGGAAGCCACGGGGUUCCCCUUGCCAGGCAGUCAGUUGCCGUCUGCAGGUGUCUCUGUGUCCACGGUGGCAGAGGGACAUGUGGGCACCGCGGGGACAUCAGCAGUGGCUGGAGGGGAAGCCCCAGCCGGAGACGCGGAGCCUGAGGGCAGGGGCGGUCCUGUGAGAGCACCAAGAGUCAAGCUUCCCUCUUUCCGCUGGUCCCCAAAAAAGGGGGCGGAGUCCAAAGCAGCCCCUGGACCCGCCCUGCCACCGGGGGUUUCCCUGCCACCAGCAGCAGCAGGUGAGGAUGUGAGUCUUGGGCAGGAGGGAGAGAAGGGGGUGGUCAGAGCACCCGCCCUCGCCCUACUGAAGGUCUCACCUCCCACAAUGACGGCUUCCACAGGAGGGGCCGGCGGAAGUGGCGGGGGCGGGGGUGCAGGUGCAGCAGCUGGGCCCCCAGAAGGAGCGGAGGUGACCCUCCGCCCCGCACAGGCCCACGCUCCCGGUGCCGGCUUCGUCGAAGAUGCGCUCAGACCCGCCGAGGCCCCGCGGGAGGCGAGCCUGUCCACCCGUGGCCCGUCCCUUGGAGACAGCAGCAGAGAGCACGGUCUUGGGGACAGCUCGCAAAGCCAGCUUUGUGGGGAGGUGAUGGCCCCCUCAACAGAGGUCCCCCUGCAGCCGUCCCGGACAACCCCAGAUGCCGCCUCCCCCACGGAGGGGAGCCCAGCGCGGGAGGCGCCAGCGGGAGUCACCCCGGCCGGCCCCAGGGAGAGCUGGUUUAGAAUGCCCGCACUGCGUCUGCCCAGCUUCAGGCGCCCCUCCAAGGAGAGGCCUGGGUCUGCAGGGCUGGGGGCUCAGGGGCCCGCGCCUGCCACCAGUGCGCCAGGGGAGGGACAGGCACCGACCACAGUCCGGAGUCAGGGUGUCCCUGUUCCUGAGUCCGAGGAGGAGACGACUGAGUGCCCGCGGCCCCUGGAGGCCGGUGCCGACGUGGGAGCCACUGGCAUCGAGGCUUCUCACACAGAUGUUCCGCAGAGGAAUCUAGACCUUCAGGCCCCUGCUGCCGGCAUGUCCGCUCCCGAGGUCAGGGUCCGGCCAGGCGCAGGCUCCCUGCCCCUCCGGGUGUGCGGGACACUUGCAGAGCCCCGUGGGCCUCCAGGAGAAGCAGGCCAGCGCCCCCUUGCUGGGACAGCAGCAGCGCAGGGCCCGGCCGGGGGCGCUGAGGAGCCGCCUCCCCAGCCCGAAGGCCCCCUCAGACUGAGGGCCUCCAGUACCGACGUGCCGUCCCAGGUUUCCGUGGUCAACGUGGGUCAAGUCUGGGAGGACUCUGUGCUCACCGUCCAGUUCCCCAAGUUAAAGGUUCCGAGGUUCAGCUUCCCAGCCCCCAGUGCGGAGGCUGACGUUUUCGUGCCCCGUGUCAGAGAGCUGCCGUCCCCACAGAGCCAUCCUGACACUGCCCUGCUCGGGCAAAGCCCCGGCGCCCGGGACGCCGGCGUCCUGAAGGCGCCCGAGGCCGUCCCCUCAGAAGCCGCCCCCAUCUGUAAGGUCAGGGUGCACAUUCAGAGCGCGGAGGCCGAGAGCAGGCAGGUCACCGUACAAAGCACGGUGACAGCCGUGUACACAGAGCUCUCGGAGCCCGAGGCUUUUCCUGCCCGGAUCGUGCGGGAGUCAGAGGUCCCUGCGUCAGAGGCCCAAACGCCUUCCUAUGGGUUCUCCUUACUAAAGGGGAGGGUCCCUGAGCCCACCGCUGGGUCGCAGGUACACGCGGCGACUGCGGACCCUGGGCCAAGAGGGCGCCUUCAGGAGCCAGCCCCAGGAGCAGGACCUGUUUCUGGAGACCCACAGCCUGACACCGGAGAGCCCUUUGAAAUUCUCUCUCCCGAUGGAGACGUGCCGGGAAUGCCAGCCUGCUCUUCUGACCUGCGCUCUGGCCAUGGGCGUGCAGACAGCUGUUCUGACGAGGAGCCCGCGGAAAUUCUCGAGUUCCCGCCGGAAGAGGGCCGGGAGGCGGCGGCUGCCCUGGCCGAGGAGGACGGGGCCCCCAGAGCAAAAGCAGAAGGUAAAAGGUCCUCCGGCCUGUUCCGGUUUUGGCUCCCCAGCAUCGGGUUUUCCUCCUCUGUCGCCGAGGCCAGCGCUGACCCCCAGGCCGAAGCCCCGAGACCCGCUCCGGUCCAGACGCAGCCCGAGGCGCGGCCGCCGCACCCGCAGGAGAGAGCGGGCUGGUUUCGAUUGCCCAGGUUGGGCUUCUCCUCGUCUCCCACCAAGAAAAGCAAGAGCGCGGAGGUGGAGGCGGAGACGGAGGCGGGUCCGGCCGAGCAGCACCUCCAGGAAGAGGCAGGCACCUUCUUUGACGCCCGAGAAAGCUUCUCCCCCGAGGAGCAGGAAGAGGGGGGGUCGGCGGAGGCCGCGGGCUCCGGGGCGAUGGUGGCCUCCGCGGCGAGAACUGAGCUGAUCCUGCUGGAGGGGGACGGAGCCGCCAGCCGGCCCCCGGCGCCCAGGCCCGGCAGCGAAUGAGGGCCGGGCAGGGGAGACCCUUCCCCGGAGGACGGGUGCCCAAACGAAAUCCCGACGCAGAGGCCCCGCCGCGCACGGGGCUCCCGUCCCGCGGCCCACGGGACUGAGGCACAGGGCGGCGGUGCCCGGACGGACGUGGCCCUCCAGGGCGGGAGCCCUGUGGGGACCCCCGGGGUGGCGGGGCCGCGGAGGGUGUAGUAGUUUCGCUGUCCUGUAGCCCCUGCCUGGUCCCGCCCCGUCUCAGGUGGAGUCUGGCGCCUUCCAGAGAGCCCCCUGCCUGCUUGCCUGUCACGAGCUCACUCCCGGCCUCACCCAGGCGAGCUUGGGGACGACACGCGACACACGCACGCGGGGCAGAGGGAGGUGGCUGUGGGCGGGUGAGCCAGCCGAGGGG
Messenger RNA from Panthera uncia (snow leopard), 12613 nucleotides. It is a transcript of the gene AHNAK2, whose product is annotated as AHNAK nucleoprotein 2. Gene Ontology annotation, biological process: regulation of RNA splicing. NCBI's taxonomy places the organism in Eukaryota, Metazoa, Chordata, Mammalia, Carnivora, Felidae. The coding region runs from base 1 to 12219 and encodes 4072 amino acids. Gene Ontology annotation, cellular component: nucleus; costamere; cytoplasm. The record is from RefSeq and is a predicted model, not a curated record. The transcript is spliced from 10 exons. Gene Ontology annotation, molecular function: protein binding.